Messenger RNA from Bicyclus anynana (squinting bush brown), 1299 nucleotides. RefSeq lists its product as uncharacterized. NCBI's taxonomy places the organism in Eukaryota, Metazoa, Arthropoda, Insecta, Lepidoptera, Nymphalidae. The transcript has a single exon. The record is from RefSeq and is a predicted model, not a curated record. The coding region runs from base 220 to 966 and encodes 248 amino acids.
UUUACCAAGAAAAGUGAAGCGGAAAGUUUACUUCAUAAAUUGAGGUUAGAAUAUAACUUGUCAUUUAAGUCGAACGUCAAUUUGAAUUUGAAGUUUAACAUAUCUGUCACCGGACACGUCAGUUUGUUACGUUGGUAUCGACGCCAGUGUUGUCAGAACAAAAAAUAUUUUUACCUACAAUAUUUUUACGUUCCUUUUCACGAAACUGUACGCAGCAAUAUGGAAGAACAAUUUCAAAUGCUGUUCGAUAAAAUGAAAUUAGAAAUGCAGAAACAGACGGCUGACUUAAAAGAAUCUCUUACGCAAAACUAUAGGGAUUAUAUGGAUGAAAAACUUAAUCCAGUCAUUGAAGAAAACCAACAAUUGAAACAAAAAAUUACCAAUCUAGAGAAAGAGAUAGAAUACUUGAAAAGAGACAAGAAAAGUAACAACAUAAUUAUUUUUGGGUUGGAUGAGACAGAAAAGUCAACAACGGAGUUAUUUAAGAGUGUCCAGGAGACCUUUCAAGGGGACUUGAAUAUAAAUGUAGAAGAAAAUGAAGUGAACAAACUGUACCGCUUAGGAAAAAAUAAAGUCGAGAACAAACCAAGGCCAGUGCUGUGUUCUUUUACAAACGGAUGGAAAAAAGGCGAAAUUAUGAAAUGUAAAAGGAGUUUUAAGAAAAUCCAUGUAUCAGAGGAUUACUCGAAGGAAGUUCUAGAGAAAAGGAAAGCUUUGCAACCACAACUGCUAGAAGAGAGGGAAAAGGGAAACACAGCUUUUUUAAAAUACGAUAGGCUAAUAGUCAAGGAACCCACUACUGAUAAAAGGAAGAGGGAAGCAACUACUUCACCACAGUCACCAUCUAAAACACACCCCCGAAAACAACAAAUGUUAAGCUCUAUUAAAACUAAUAGAAAAAAUGCCUUCGAUGUACUGAGACCUCGAUCAAACUCUUUGACCAACAACAUACACAAAAAUCAAUAGCAAUCAACAAAUGGGAAACGGGAAAACUGAAUAAUCUGUACAAACCAACAAUCAGAAAAAAUACAAUCUCCCCCAAGCCGACUGGUCCUCGUGGGGGAAAAAGACCACAACCCUCCAACAAAACAGUUCAAGAAGCAGAAAGAAACAAGAAUGUAUAUUGCAGCCCUUAAUGUACUCACUUUAAAAAAUGAAGAAAAUCUUACCGAAUUAAUGUAUGCCUUGGAAAAAAUUAAAUGGGACAUCGUCGGUUUAAGCGAAGUAAGACGAAUGGGUGAAAGAAUUGUCACAUAUCCAGAAUUUAUACUUUACCAUUUAGGGACAACUCCAGGGCAU